This is a messenger RNA of Bipolaris victoriae FI3, 858 nucleotides long. RefSeq names its product lytic polysaccharide monooxygenase. Bases 1 to 858 code for a protein of 285 amino acids. Lineage: Eukaryota; Fungi; Ascomycota; Dothideomycetes; Pleosporales; Pleosporaceae. The record is from RefSeq and is a predicted model, not a curated record. The transcript has 3 exons.
AUGCAUAUGAAAUCUUCUUGGGCCUUUUUGCCAAUUGCAAUCGUCCGUUCGCACGUCUUUGUGGGCGAGCCCGCGCCUUUCUUCUGGGAUCCACAGGUGGCAAAGCUGAUCAUGCCGUUAAAUGGUGAUCCAAACUACCAAAGUCCAGGUUGGGGUCAGCAAUCCUUUCCUUGCAAGGGACAUCACAGGAAUGUGACUCACCACGAAGCUCAUGCAACUUGGUAUACUGGAAGUACGGUAACGUUUCAAAUCUAUGACUCUACCAACACAACUGGUGCUAGUAUGCACGAUCCCGGCGCAGCUCAUUCGGGAGGCUCUUGCCAGGCAUCAUUCUCAUACGAUAAUGGGGAAACAUGGAUUGUCUUGCAAAGCUGGGAAGGAAACUGCGUGCGUGUUCGUAAGGGUCAAGAAGGCAAACUUACAAAUUCCUAUGACAUUGAUCAAAGCUACUCUUUCGAUAUUCCUGCUUUCCUUCCAGGGGCAGAUAUGGUAAUCUUCGCAUGGACCUGGCUAAAUUCAUCUGGCAAUCGAGAAUUCUACAUGUCGUGCUCCCCUGUCCGGUUGAUAGCAUCACAAUCUUCAACGAAAAUACCAUCUGGAUAUCCUAUGUAUAUUGGGAACCUCCAGGAGAGUCCGGAAUCAGUGGAUGCACAAAAUCCAACCUGGUCUAAGUGCUAUGUUCCGCAAAACGUGUGGAUUCGCUACCCUCAGCGAUAUAGAGGCAUCAACCGACCAAUCGUAGCCGAUUCUCUUCCAGCUAACAGCCAGAUUAACUACCUAGAACUUGAAGACGAUGGGGGGUUAUGCGGCUCAGACAACAAAGAAAGGGUUAACGCUCUCGCACUUCGCUUUAGUUAA